This is a messenger RNA of Apis florea (little honeybee), 1910 nucleotides long. RefSeq names its product Dachs ligand with SH3s. NCBI's taxonomy places the organism in Eukaryota, Metazoa, Arthropoda, Insecta, Hymenoptera, Apidae. Gene Ontology annotation, molecular function: protein binding. The record is from RefSeq and is a predicted model, not a curated record.
UACGACUACAAAUAUCUAUAUUUCAGUUUCAUCAAAAAUCCUUCAGGAGAACGAAGGACUAAUUGGAUUUCUGGUUCGAGAUUUUACCGUUAUGUCUUUAUUGUAUAUAUAUUCAUACUUGUAAAUAUUAAAAUGUUUUAAACAUUAAUUUUAAUUUUAAGGUAUGAGAAGAUUUCAUAAUGUUUAAUAUGCCUCUGCGUGUUAUACGUUGCUCCAGUAAUAUUUCAGCAAUCUUAACGAUUCAUGUUCUGGAAAUGUAAUUUUGUUAAGCUUUAAAAAAUCAGAAUGGCUUUUUUGUGUCCAGUUCGUAUACGACGAGGAAAGAAAAAGAAACCCGGAGUACAUAAUUUCAAUUUGGAAAAGGAUUGUACUGGAACAGGAGGCACAGGUCUUGGUUUGGGAACAAAAGUACCAUUACCUCCUGGUCGUAUAACAGGAAGUGCUAGUAUUGAAACAUUAGUUAGAGUAGGUAUAGAAAAAGAAAAUGGUUUAUCACCAGAUAGUAAAAUGGUUAUUGUUCAUGAUUUUACACCAUGUGUUGAUGAUGAACUUCAAGUAAAACGGGGCCAGGUUGUAAAUGUUUUAUACAGAGAAAAUGAUUGGGUGUACGUAAUAGCAGCUGAUACACGUAUGGAAGGUUUUGUUCCACAUUCAUAUUGUGCACCUUAUACGUCUCAGCUUGCUGAAUUAACACUUGCUACUCUUAACAAUGUAAAAAAAAAAUUGCCAAGAUCUAAUGAAACUGAUUGUGAUUUUACCGGUACAGGUCGUUCACAAACAGUAGAUGCACAACAAACUGAUACUGGAUCAGCAUCAGACUGUGAAAGUUAUACUCGUAAUAUUACCACUGCUGAUGUAAAUGUUAAUAGAUCUAACAUUACACAGUCUCAAAAUUCUAUUCAAACUAUAUCCUCUCAGCCAGAUGUACAUCCUUUUUUUAAGGAUCCAUCAGCUGGAAGGUACAUUGUACUUUAUACCUUUGUGGCCAGAGAUGAAAAUGAUGUUAGUGUAGAAAGAGGUGAAUUUGUAACUGUACUCAAUCGAGAUGAUCCUGAUUGGUUUUGGGUACUAAGACAUUGUGAUGGUAAUGAAGGAUUUGUACCAUCUGGAUUUGUCUAUCCAGGACAUGUUCUCCAUUCAUAUGCAACUACAACUACUACAACCACUACCACUACUACUGUAGCUACUACAUCAACAGAAACGCAUGCUUUAGGAAAAGGAAUAACAAUAUGUCAGGAAAUGAAUCAUUACAACAAAAAGGUUUACGAGAUUUUCGAGAUGAGACAAAUGGCACGGAAUUAGUGGUACUUUACGAUUAUAAGGCGCAGGCGCCAGAUGACUUAUCUGUGAGAAGAGCUGACUGGAUAUAUGCGGAUUUAGGAAAUCAAACUGUAGAUGGUUGGUUGUGGGCAUACGCGCCUAAAACUCGUAAAUAUGGAUUUAUUCCAAAAGCGUAUGCUCGACCUCCUGCUAUGACGAGUUUAUAACAUAUCAAACAUACUUUUCUCUAACAUUUAUAUAUAUAUUCAAAUAAUAAUAUACUAUUACAUAGUAUUACACUUCAAACGAUACCCAAAAUUUGGAUAUAUAUCAAAGGUACGAUUUUUUCUGUUAACAUUGACAUUGAGUGUAGCACAAUCUGAUGUAAUGUGACUGAGAAGACCUUCAUGUAGAACUAUGCAAUCACCUGUUGAAAAAAUGUCUUGAGGACAUUGAGCAGUUCUUAAUGAAUUCACUGGACCUGUAUAUGUUAGGCAACGUAAGCCUUCAUUAUCAAUCUUGUCUACAGCCUGUUAUAAAAGUAGUCAAAUAUGCAUAUCAUUUAUUAUGUACAUAGAUAUUAAUCAUUUGUUUAACUAAAUAUUUGUUUGUUAGCAAAAUUAUAUAAUAUACCUGAAUACUACAUAAAA